Messenger RNA from Phycomyces blakesleeanus NRRL 1555(-), 444 nucleotides. RefSeq lists its product as hypothetical. Bases 1 to 444 code for a protein of 147 amino acids. Lineage: Eukaryota; Fungi; Mucoromycota; Mucoromycetes; Mucorales; Phycomycetaceae. The record is from RefSeq and is a predicted model, not a curated record. The transcript has 2 exons.
AUGGAUGUCUGCCGGACAAUUUCUUUAUUGGAAGAUAGGCGCAAAUCUUUAACCGAAGAUUCUGAAAUGGAACUAGCUCUGUCGACUAGAGACAAUGCUCCAAAUGCAAUUCUGUUGUUACCUACAACUAGUGACUGUGAUAUCAAACGCCCCUCAUCUCAAGGGAAGCCAGACGGUUGGAAUCAGUCAGUUAAAUGUUUCAAGAAAGUGUCGGCUGCACAUUUUACCGGAGACGAUCUCAUCAAAGCUGAACAAGUGUACAGGGUAGUGGGGAAGAUUGCUCAAGAGCUAGUCCACUACUCCUUCUCUGAGUACAGUGCCAAUAAUAUAGCUAUACCGUCAUGGGGUAGUCUGACAGAUGACCAAAAGGCAAUAAUGAGCAGCAGUCUUGAAAAGAAUGCAACCCUAAAAAGCAUUGCUCUUCACAGAUCCAACAAUUCUUGA